CCGGUACUGUCGUGAGAAGAACGCCCGACGCAGAGACCAGGGGCUUCCAGACGCCAGCAGACCGUCCCAGCCGCGUGAUGGCGGAGGUGGCGGCGUCUCGGCCGUCGCCCGGCCUCUCGCUCUCGGCCGAGAACCUGCACGCGCUGGAGCCGGCCGCCGCGCUCGACGAUCUCGUCGAGUCGGAGGUGAUUGUUGGCGACGACAGCGACGACGAGUUCGCCUUCAACGGCGAGGUCAAGGACACUGAGGAGAUUUACAUCCAGAACGGGCCGCGCGGACCCAGCAUGACGGUCGGCCACGUGACGAUCGAGCACAGCUACUGCACGCCCGAUGACGACGAAGCGCCGGUGAAACUCGUCGACCCGGAUCGGUUCAGUGAGUUCUUUCUCAUGGACGAGGCGGCGCCACCGACCGCCGCCGGCGUCGGCAGCGGUGGCGGCGGCGCUCACGUGCAGCUGUUCUCGGACAUGCGCCAGUGUGUGAGCGGCGGCGGCGUGAGCUACCUGCAGGUGUCGUCGGCGGUGCUCAGCUCGCUGCAGCAGGGCGCGCGCCGGCUCGAGAGCCUCACCGAGGAGGACGAGACGGAGGCGGCGCAGGAGGCGCCACCGGGCCGCUGCCGGCCGCCGCGCGCCGACGCCGACGCCGCCGCCCCGGCCGCACCGACCGUCAGUGACGCGCCGACUGCCGGCGAGUCGACAGCGUCGGGGGACGGCGCGAAGUCGGCGGCCAUGUCCACGCCCGACGCGCCCCCGGAGCCGCCGCCGCCCGCGCCCGUGGUGGACGUGUGGGGCGCCGGGGUCGGCGUGUGCGCGCCCGCGGCGCCUGUGGAGACCGCGAGUCCGGUGAGCCAUGCCGCACCAACGGACCGUGUGAGCUCGGCGGGUCCGAGCGCGGCAGAGCCGGCAGUCGCCCCCACAGACCCCAGCAAGCCAGCGCCGCCCAGCAGCGCGACUGGUGCGUCCGACCCGGUGCAGUCAGCGGUGCCGGCCGGCGGCGCCGAGCCGGCCGGCUCCGACUCCAUCAGCCUGGUGAGCCCGGUCGAGCCGUCGUCAGAGAUUUCGGGACCCGUCAGUCUGGUCGGCAUCGUGCUGCCGUCGACCAUGACGGCGGAGCAGGCCGCCGAGCCGGCCGCGGCCGCCGGCGAGGACGGCCGCCCGCACGACGCGCGGAGCGACCGGCUGUGGGGCGCGGCCGGCGCCGCAGCCGUCGACAGCGCGCCCCUUCCGGUGCUGAAAAUCGAUGAGAGUGUGGAGUCGAGGAGCGACGAGCCGGAGAGCGUCUCGUCGGACCGGUCAAGCCCGCCGCGCAGCAGCCGCGACGGCUUGGCGGCGUCGGCGCGGCGCCCGCCCAAGGUCAGUCCGCGCGGCUCGCUGUCGGCACGCGCUAAGGUCGACCUGGCGAAGACCCGGCCCGCGUCUGCCACGCGAGAGGAGAAGCGUACGCUCACCAACUACGGCACGCUGCCGCGCAGCAAGGGUAAGAAGCCGCUGCCCGCCGACGCGUCCAAGAGGGAGGAUCUGCCGGCCGUGUCAGAGAUCACCAAGAAGCGCGACGUCGCUGCGAAACCGGCCAGCGCCAAGCCAGCGCUCUCGCUCAAGAGGAAACCGCUAGACAAGAAAGUGGCGGAGCUGAAGAAGUCCGAGUCGGCGCCGGAGGCGUCAGACAUCGGCGGGGGUGACGGCGCCAGCUACGGCACGCUGGGCCGGCGGAGAAAGACACCGCCGGACGCCGCCGCCGAGCUGAAGAAGAGCGCCGACAAGUACGGCACGCUCACGAGGAAGAAGAAGGAGCCGAAAACGUCCGAGGCGGCGGCGGCCAUCUCCAAGUCAGCGACGUUCACAUCGGAAGAGCUGAAGCGCAGCGCCGACACAUUCGCCACGCUCGGCCGCCGCAAGAAGACGCCGCCGCCGGCGCCGGCGGCCAAACCCGACCCACCGCCGAAGCCCUCACCGCCCGCUGCCCGAUCGGCCGCGGCGCCACCCCGACCGAAUCCCCGCACGGAGGAGCGCGCCGACAAGCUGGAGGUGCAGGAGGAGCUGGGCCGCACCACCGUGCGCGUGCAGGAGAUGAUGUCGCGCAUGGAGGGCGACCUGGAGAAGUCUGUGGCGGCGCAGAAGACGCUCCUGCAGCAGGUACAGGAAACCGAGGCCGAGUCCUUCGAACUGCACGAGUUCAUGCAACUGGAGAAAAACGCACUGGUUGAUGCACUCAGGGAGGCGGAGAAUGAGACGCCCCUCAUACCGUCCGAACGCGCCGCCAGGGAAGAGAUGCUGACCCUGAAGGCGGAGCUGCGGCACGUGCAGAGCCGCACCAAGGAGCUGCUGCUGACGGCCGGCUCCAACAGCGACUCGGAGGCCGAGCUGCGCGAGCGGCUGGCGCAGCUGGAGGCGGAGAACGUCGAGCUGCGCAGACAACAGUCGCACACCGCCGACAACGAGACCGCAAGCUUGCGACAGGAGCUGCAGAAGAAGGAUCGCCAGCUGGAGGAGCUCAAGCAGAAGUACACUAAGCACAAGCAGAUACUCACAGAGAACGUGCAGAAGGCCGAGUCGGAGAUACAAACCCUGGACGAGAUUAUUGACUACGUCAUCGUCUCGCUGGGCGCCGUGCCGGAGCUGGUGCAGAAGGAGUCGGUGCUGUGGAAGCUCUGGCUGGACCUGGACGGGCCCAACAAGACCAUCACCAAGACCAAGCUGAACGGCACGUCUGCGGUCAGUGAUCUCAACGCCAACGCGGACAUCGUCAAGGUGUAG
Pollicipes pollicipes is the source of this 2753-nucleotide messenger RNA. RefSeq names its product nuclear pore complex protein NUP62. Bases 78 to 2753 code for a protein of 891 amino acids. NCBI's taxonomy places the organism in Eukaryota, Metazoa, Arthropoda, Thecostraca, Pollicipedomorpha, Pollicipedidae. The transcript has 8 exons. The record is from RefSeq and is a predicted model, not a curated record.